Messenger RNA from Drosophila suzukii, 1226 nucleotides. NCBI's taxonomy places the organism in Eukaryota, Metazoa, Arthropoda, Insecta, Diptera, Drosophilidae. The record is from RefSeq and is a predicted model, not a curated record.
AUGGCUUGCACCUGCGAAGUAAUUGGCCUUGCCUGCGUAGUGGCCUUAAUACUGAGCGCUACGGCGAAAGCUCCCUAUCAAAUGAGGAUGGUCUUUAUAUUCUUUGGAGCGGGUGCUAUAGUCCUGAUUUGCGUGCCUUUUAUGAUCCUGCGACCGAGGGACUACCGAAAUGCGCUCGUUCCAGCUUGGUGCUUCCGGCAGCUGUGCCGCCUGAUGGGCAUCACGAUGGAGGUUCGGGGCCUGGAGAACGUUCGUAAGGACCACGGUGCUGUGGUGAUCAUGAAUCACCAGAGUGCCGUGGAUCUGUGUGUGCUGGCCCACCUAUGGCCGGUAAUCGGCAGGGCAACGGUCGUGUCCAAAAAAGAGGUGCUCUACCUUCCCUUCUUUGGCAUCGGAGCCUGGCUGUGGGGAACUCUGUUCAUCAAUCGGUCACGCAAGACCGAUUCGAUCAACUCUCUGCAGAAGGAGGCCAAGGCGAUACAGGAGCGGAACUGCAAACUGCUGCUCUUCCCGGAGGGCACACGCAACUCCAAGGACUCUCUGCUGCCCUUCAAGAAGGGCUCGUUCCACAUCGCCCUCCAGGGCAAGAGUCCCGUCCAGCCAGUGGUCAUAUCCAAAUACUCAUUCAUGGACGAUGAGAAGAAGACUUUCCGCCCUGGCCACGCCCUCAUCCACAUCCUUCCAGAGGUGUCGACCGAGAAGUAUGCGAAGGAGGAUGUGCAGCUGUUGAUAGACGAGUGCCAGUCCAUCAUGCAGACGGAGUACACGAAGCUGAGUAAAGAGGGCCAAGCCUUGAGCUCGAAGAAGCAAGCCUAGGACGUGGGUGGGCUACUAAUCAACUCAGGUUACAUGAAAAUAACACCCUGAUAUACAGUAGUUCCUGCUUGGGGAUUUAAUUUAUAUUUAAUCUACAAGAUUUGUCUAAGCGUGAAUAAGAGGAAUCGAAAUGUAAGGGACGUGGAACCAAUUGCCUAUUAUUAAGCUACACUUCAUCGUUAAAUGGGUGUAUUUUUGAUUAAUAUUAACUGUUUUACCUCCAGCACAUGCGUGUGUAUGCCUAGAGCUUUUACUGACCAAAAGUCAACAAAAGACAUUUUUACAAAAGAAGAAAGCACAGUUGUUAGAUGUUUAGCUUUAUGUGUAUAGCAUAUUGAUUUAUAUGAGAAUAAUGAAAUGAGACUAACAUUUCGCACUGAACAAUAAAAGAUAUGAAAGUAAAAAUGAAA